Periconia digitata is the source of this 2293-nucleotide messenger RNA. The record is from the annotation of a GenBank genome assembly. NCBI's taxonomy places the organism in Eukaryota, Fungi, Ascomycota, Dothideomycetes, Pleosporales, Periconiaceae.
UACAGCUUGGCUUGUCAUUUUCCUGUGACAUUCUCUGUAGUUGUCAUUGGAGGCCUGCUCAUUCAUAGCGUGAAACAAGCGGGCCUGGAACAGAGCAAGGGGUGCGAUGUACGCAUUUUUUGUUGCUCGAGGGCAUCCUUUUGCUGUCACCACUGUUUUCUACUCUAAGCUUACGACCUGUGAUAAACGACACUACUCCUUCACACUGUAGUAUAGUAAAAUCUUGCUACACUGAUUUGAGUACAAUACAUACAAUGUCGAAGACAUAUGUUCACUUUUCCUUUGCUGUAUAAGAAGCUUUUGAAAUGUCCAAAUGAAUUCUGUAGGUGAGUAUAAAGAGUAGACUUUAAGUGCUCGCUUUUUUCCUACCCGGGUACAGGCCGUCAUUUCAAUCAAAUAGCGAUUCCCUAUGCGUACGCAGUACAGGAAUUAAAGUGGGACACCCCGUUAGUUCAUCUUCUACCCUGAGGGAGAUAUCAGACUAGUAAGUGCCGUUCCACUGCACUAAGGGCGACUCCGCGGCCUCCAGCAUCGACCCACCAUCUCAUUGUCUAGGAUGUAGCCAAUUGGAUCAUAUCUAAUGCUCUCACACGCUUAAAGCUACCCGGCACUCAGUUAUAUGGAAAGGAGAGCAGACAGGACAUAACCAAGCCAAACCAAUCCAUCGGGUGCUGCAACGACGAACAUUCAAUUACUCGCUCACUUGGCUGCCUUUCAUCUAUUUGGAUACAUUUAUCGUCCUGCUGCAAUGGCUCUCCUUCCAGACACGAUUCUGGGUCUGUCUAUUGCAACAUGGCUGUUCAAAGCCAUUCCUUUGGCAACCAUCACCUACACCCUCCUGUGGAUGGUUUACGCAGUGACUCUGCAUCCGCUGGCUAAGGUGCCAGGUCCUUUUUGGGCCGCAGUCACACGAUUAUGGUACAUGCACAAGAUCUACCAAGGACAUUUUGAUGUAGUCCAAAGAGAUUUGCACAAGAAAUACGGCCCUGUCGUGAGAAUCGCUCCAAACGAAGUCACCUCUGCCAGUGCUGCCGACAUACCUCACAUUUAUCGUCUCGCCGACCCUCUCCAGAAGACGGAUUUCUAUCCCAUAUGGGGUGCACCACAAAUUUCAUCGCAACCUGACACGUUUACUUGCAUCGAUGAAAAGGAACACACUCGGUACCGCAAGAUCGUUGCACCUGUAUAUUCGAUGGCCAAUGUGUUGAAGCAUGAGGACUAUGUUGCAAAAUGCACUACCCUUUUCCUUGAGCGGAUGACCGAAAUGGCAGACGCAGGUGAGGAGGUGGAUAUUGGAAAUUGGUUCCAGAUGUAUGCUUUCGAUGUUAUCGGCGAGCUCUCGUUCGGAAACAUGUUUGGCUUCAUGGAGAAGAACACCGAUAUCAAUGGCUGGAUCGACGCUCUUGACGCUCUCAUGCCUGUUCUUUGCGUUGCUGCUAUUGCCCCAACAUAUUACCGCCCCUUCAUCAUGAUCUCGGCUAUACUGAACUCGACUGUGUUCAAGGCAUUGAAGUCUUUCGAAGGCAUUCAUACAGCGUCUGUCGAUGUGGUGACUAAGAGAGUCAAGGAGAUCAGUGCAGGAACAGCCGAUCGUAUCGAUAUGCUACAGCAGUUCAGUAGAAUUGUUCGGGAGAAGGGCGAACAGGUUCGGUUCACCGACAGUGAAGUGACACUUGAAGCCUACGUCGGCCUGCUGGCUGGCUCCGACACCACAGCUGUAGCUAUGCGUGCAACCCUCUACUUUCUCAUGAAAAACCCCGGAAAACUCGCGAAAUGCCGUGAAGAAAUAGACGCGCAUAAAGCGACCUUGAGCUCUCCCAUCCGUUAUGCCGAAUCAAUUGCUCAGCUUCCGUAUACUGGCGCUGCUAUCAAGGAGGCAAUGCGCCUUCAUCCUAGUGUCGGCCUCAGCAUGCAACGUCACUCCCCUCUUACCGGCGUGACACUCUCUGGCCAUUUCAUCCCGCCCAACUGGCGUGUUGGCUGCAACCCAUGCAUUGUACAGUACGACACUGCUGUAUUCGGAGAGGAUGCAGAGGAAUUCUCCCCUGAACGAUGGCUUGAAUCCGAGGAGAGGACUAGAGCAAUGGAAAAAUCAUUGCUCACUUUUGGAGGCGGGACAAGAGUCUGUAUUGGAAAAAACAUUUCGCUUACCGAACUUCAUACUCUCAUGCCUGAGGUCUUGCGCCAUUUCGACGUGAGUAUGACACACUCUCGCCCGUGGAAGACAGAUGAUUAUUGGUUCCAUAAACAGACGGACAUUAUUGUGAAGCUUAGGCGGCGGGAAGGAGUGUAA